Molecule: messenger RNA, 2797 nt
Organism: Nipponia nippon (crested ibis)
Lineage: Eukaryota; Metazoa; Chordata; Aves; Pelecaniformes; Threskiornithidae
Gene: APBB2
Product: amyloid beta precursor protein binding family B member 2
Biological process (GO): regulation of DNA-templated transcription
Cellular component (GO): nucleus; cytoplasm
Molecular function (GO): transcription factor binding; amyloid-beta binding
Source: RefSeq, a predicted model, not a curated record
AUGUCAGAAGUACUUCCAGUUGAUUCUGGCGUGGACGCAUUGGCAGUGUUUAUGGCAAGCAGCAGCACGACGGACAUUGUGAACCGCAACAACCCCGCCACCCCACCAAACACCCUUAACCUGCGCUCCUCUCAUAACGAACUUCUGAAUGCGGAAAUUAGGCACACGGAGACCAAGAACAGCACUCCUCCAAAAUGCAGGAAAAAGUAUGCACUGACUAAUAUUCAGACAGCCAUGGGUCUUUCCGAUCCAGCAGCGCAGCCCCUUCUGGGGAACAGCUCUGCCAAUAUAAAGCUGGUGAAGAAUGGAGAAAACCAGCUCAGGAAAGCCGCCGAGCAGGGGCAGCAGGAUCCCAACAAAAACCUCAGUACCACUGCGGGCAUAAACGUAACUUCUGAGAAGUUUGAAGGCAAAGAGCCAAUCCCGCAGGAUUCCUCUGGCUGUGAAAUAUUACCCUCGCAGCCAAGGAGGACCAAGAGCUUCCUGAACUACUAUGCAGAUCUAGAGACAUCUGCUAGAGAGCUAGAGCAGAGUUUUGUUGCGAUGGAGGAUAAAUCUGCACACAGCAACAGCCAGGCUUCUACCGUUAUUGUCAAUGGGGAAGUCCUGCCCCGGAAACAAAACAAGCUGUCAAGCCCAGAGGAUGGCCAAGUUGCCACAGUGUCGUCAAGCCCUGAGACUAAGAAAGACCACCCAAAAACUGGGGCCAAAACAGAUUGCGCCCUCCAUAGGAUUCAAAACCUGGCCCCAAGCGAUGAGGACUCCAGCUGGACUACAUUGUCCCAGGACAGCGCCUCGCCGAGCUCGCCCGACGAAACAGCAGAUAUAUGGAGUGAUCAUUCAUUUCAGACAGACCCAGACUUACCACCUGGCUGGAAAAAAAUCAAUGACAUUGCUGGGAUCUACUACUGGCACAUACCAACAGGAACAACUCAAUGGCAACGUCCCGUGUCCAUCCCAACAGAUCUCCAGGGCUCACGGAAAGGAUCACUUGGUUCCAUUACUCCAUCUCCUACUCCAGAAACUGAGAAACAGCCAUGGAGUGAUUUUGCUGUACUGAAUGGGGGAAAGAUUAAUAGUGACAUUUGGAAGGAUCUGCAUGCAGCCACUGUGAACCCUGACCCAAGUCUGAAAGAGUUUGAAGGAGCAACAUUACGCUAUGCCUCUUUGAAGCUCAGAAAUGGUCCACAGUCUGAUGAUGAUGAUUCUUGUAGCAUCAACAGUGAUCCAGAAGCCAAGUGCUUUGCUGUGCGAUCUCUGGGCUGGGUAGAAAUGGCAGAAGAAGAUCUGGCUCCUGGAAAAAGCAGUGUUGCUGUGAACAAUUGCAUCAGACAACUCUCUUACUGUAAAAAUGACAUCAGAGACACUGUUGGCAUUUGGGGAGAGGGCAAAGACAUGUACCUUAUACUGGAAAAUGACAUGCUGAACCUGAUUGACCCCAUGGACCGCACAGUUCUUCAUUCGCAGCCCAUUGUGAGCAUCAGAGUCUGGGGAGUGGGUCGUGACAACGGCCGAGAGAGAGACUUUGCUUAUGUGGCAAGAGACAAAGACACAAGAAUUCUGAAAUGUCAUGUGUUUCGAUGUGACACACCUGCAAAAGCCAUUGCCACAAGUUUACACGAAAUCUGCUCAAAGAUUAUGGCUGAACGGAAGAAUGCUAAAGCUAUGGCUUGCAGCUCAUUGCAAGAGAGGACAAAUGUCACCCUUGAUGUUCCUCUGCAAGUAGAUUUCCCAACACCAAAGACAGAACUGGUACAGAAGUUCCACGUCCAGUACCUGGGCAUGCUACCUGUAGCUAAACCUGUGGGAAUGGACACUCUGAACAGUGCCAUUGAAAGUCUAAUGGCUUCCUCUAGCAAAGACGACUGGAUGCCAGUUACCAUGAAUGUUGCUGAUGCUACUGUCACAGUCAUCAGUGAAAGAAAUGAAGAGGAAAUCAUGGUGGAGUGUCGUGUGCGGUUCCUGUCCUUCAUGGGAGUAGGCAAGGACGUUCACACAUUCGCCUUCAUUAUGGAUACAGGAAACCAGCAUUUUGAGUGCCACGUUUUUUGGUGCGAACCAAAUGCAGGCAAUGUAUCAGAAGCUGUUCAGGCUGCUUGUAUGUUACGGUAUCAGAAGUGCUUGGUGGCCAGACCUCCUUCACAGAAAGUUCGACCGCCCCCGCCUCCUGCAGACUCGGUGACUAGAAGAGUUACAACUAACGUAAAAAGAGGAGUGUUGUCCCUCAUUGACACUUUGAAACAGAAACGCCCGGUCACUGAGAUGCCAUAGAUCCUCCUACCGCUUAACCGAAGAUAACAGUAGCUACGCUAAGGAAAACGAACUGACGAUGUCUGGCCUUCCAUUUCAAAUUGCUGAUGCUUUGUCUUCAGAGAAUUUACCCUUACCGAAACAAUGUUAGACAAGCAUGUUCUCUCGUUCUUGCCACCAUCGUGUGAUAUGAAAAGAAGCAUGAAUAAUUUUUUUGCUGUCAGUGAGUUACAUCAUGAGCAACGGAAGGUCUGUUUGAUUGUAAAUACAUGAACAUUACCUAAACUCACACAAAAAACGAAUAUGGCCACGUCCCUCCCAGCGAACUCAUGCUAAAGUCCUUGGAGUGAACGAUGCCCGAGUUGAUAGUUUCACCGUCUUGAGCUGGAUUUGUCACAAACCAAUCUUAAACCCUACAGCACUUUGCUCUGUUUUCAACACUGGAGUAGGCACCAAGCAUUAGCUACCAUUGAAUUACUGUAGAUUAAAUACCAAGUUGUAUUUUUUACGGAACUACACCUGUUAGUUUUAAAUUGUGUGUCAGCAU